This is a messenger RNA of Linum trigynum, 2971 nucleotides long. Lineage: Eukaryota; Viridiplantae; Streptophyta; Magnoliopsida; Malpighiales; Linaceae. The record is from the annotation of a GenBank genome assembly.
GGGUUCCUUUACAAUAUUUUGGUAUGAAUUUCACAUGGUAUCAAAGCCUGGUUACCAAAACUAGGGGUUUAGACUCAGCAAUCCCGCAUUCUUCUUCUUGAGAAUUUUUCCUUUUGAUUCUCGUUUACCUCAUCAAUGUCGACGGAGGCAGCCUCAGCUAUGUCGUCGUCGACGUCGACUGUUGCUUCGGUUCCUAUCAACACAGUCACAAACCCUUUCUACAUCAACCCAAAUGAAGCCUUGAGUUUUCCUAUCAAACUUACAGGCACAACCAACUACAAUUUAUGGAGUAGAACUGUUCGAGUUGCUCUGAAAAGCAAAAACAAGCUUGGGUUCAUCACAGGGGCGAUUCCCGUCCCAGAUCUGACGCACGAAAGCUACCAAGCUUGGGAGCAGAGUAACACAGCAGUCUACUUCAUGAUUCUUGGGUCUCUGGAUCCUAGCCUGGUCAACAGUGUCUCUUCACAAGACAAUGCCAAGCUUCUUUGGGAUGAUUUGAGGCAGAGGUAUGGACAGGCAGAUAACAUUCGCAUCAGUGAUCUUCAGACUGCUAUCUACACUCUGAAGCAAGGUAACAAAUCAGUGAACCAGUUCUAUUCUGAAUUGAAGGGGCAUUGGGAAGAAUUAGUCCAAUUUUUACCAAUUCCAGAAUGUGUGUGUGGUGAAGAACCUAGAAAUAGCGCUGUUCCUUGUGUGACUGAGACCACUGUUAGGAAAUAUAGGGAGAAUGAGUUUGUGACUAGAUUCAUUACUGGAUUGAAUGAAUCAUAUGGGAGAGUCAAAACCAAUCUCCUUACGAUGAUUCCACUGCUGGCCAUGGAAACUGCUUUCCACUAUGCCAUUCAACAUGAGAGGCAAGUUGGCAAGCCAAGUCAGGACUCUCAAGUGGAAUCUGUUGCUUUGUUGGCUGCAAAUCAAUCAAGAGGAAAAGAGAAUGUUAAGGGCAGUCAGGGUACCUUAUUCUUUAGAUACUGCAAAAAGGAUAACCAUGUUAUUGCAGACUAUUUCAAGCUGAAGAGAAAGAAUAAGGAGUCUGGGUCUACUUCUGGUUUUGCAGGACAGAUCCAAAGCAUUGAUAAUGCUGGGAAUGAUACAAGAGGAAAUCAGUCAAAACCAGAAACUAGAUCUAUGUCUGAGACAAGGGAUGGGGGUUUUACUAUUGUGAGACUUUCGAAUGAAGAUUUGAGUAGACUGUAGAGAAUUCUGAAUCAAUUUGGGUCACCAAGUCCACCCACAUCUCCUGGCUCACUGACUCACUCCUACUGUCACUCUAGAAAAUGGCCAAGUGAAACCACUUCCUAAGGCGUAGUAUAGCGGGUUUGGGUUUAAAUGUCAACCCGGGUCCUAGAUUUGAUGACUACUCAGUGUAUUCUUGUUAUCUAGCAAUGAAACUUUAGUGCAGGUCUAAACUAACAAACAAACAAAGCAAGUAAACGGUUGUUUUCAGGUUAAGAGAGGUCACUCACAUAUGGUUCCCCCUAGACUGCAGUUAAGCCGGAUUGCAAUUACCAAGUUCAGUUUCUAUGAUAGUUAUACUGCGGAAGGUACUUAAACAGCCUGAAGUCUCGACUAAAGGUCUUCAGACCCUCUCAAUCUGAGUCUCUAGCGGGCGACUAACCUCCACCAGAGUAAACAGAUUGAGGCCCUAACGAACAAAACCUCCACUACCGAAGUGAAUUCGGUACAGAAUAGUGAGUUGGCUCCUCGACUAAAGUCACCAACUCCCUACCUUCAAUCAAGGAUGCUCUAUCAACCUAGGCAGAUAUUCUCAUUCUAGGUUAAAGCAGAAACAACAGGAAUUUGAUCAGGAUUCAUGCCAUUCAAUCAUUCAAACCUCAAUUGAAUAUAAUCAAAUCAUAGAAUCAGUACUUGGGUUCAUACAAUCAAACCUAACAUACAAAUCUAGGGUUCUCCAAACCCAGAUGAAUGGGAGAACUACUCCAUGGAGAAAGAAGCAAAAGCAGAAUCAGACGCGGAAAUCAUACUGUGAAGAAUGGAUUUCUGCUCCUGGACGUUGAUCGGUACUUCUCCAAGCUCAAGCCAAGCUCCAAUGGUGAUGAAGAUCAAGCUAGGGCACUUGGGAACUCUUGUUCGUCGCUUUCUCUCUCUAGGAAUCUCUCUGCCUCUCUAAAACUCGAAUCCCCAUCUGUUUUGGCUGAAAUCUGCUUAAAAGGGCAUCACUAGGCAAAACACGGUAGAGGGCACGGCCGUGUUCUGCUCCAGCCCGCUCGUGCCCUUGCCAAGGGUUAAUUACACGGCCAGCUUGUUGGGGAAAACACGGGCGUGCUUUUGGUGGACACGGCCGUGUUCUGUCUCAGUCCUGCCCGUGUUUUGAGCUAGUGUUUGCCAAACUCAGAUCAAGUCUCGGCAGUAAAAGCACGGCCUAGGAACACGGCCGUGUUCUGAUUUAGGUGUGCCCGUGUUUUGGCUCCAGCUCGACCGAAUGACUUCCGAAUGCCCCGAAACUCGUGCUUAGCCUUUCCUUUGAUGCAUGGGACCUGAAAUAUGACAAAGUAGCAAAACCCGGCGUAAAAUAGGCCAAAAAUACACGACUAUGCCCCUCAAACGGAUAAGAACUAGGGGUGCAAAUACGUGCAAUUACAUCGUUAUCAAAUUCCCCCACACUUAACCGUUUGCUUGUCCCCAAGCAAACCAAGUCAGACACAAUGUAAGCUCAAAACGUUUCAAUCAAGCACGCUUUAGGACAUAUCAUAUCGGAACAAAAACGUGGAUCAUACUGGCUUUCGAUCAUUAACACAUGGACAACCUCAAUGACAACCCAGACAACCACCACAGAUGUCAUCGAAUGCAGUAAAAUCGAGCAAAGGAAGAGUCUCCCUUCUGUUCACCAACCAACAUAGACUUGACUCAACCACUUAUUCAAAAUAGUCACUUCAUGCACAAAGCUCAAGAUAUCAGAAUUAAGACCGAGCAAUCUAGGUCCUCACCGGGAUAAAGAGUAUAGAGAAUA